This is a messenger RNA of Ictidomys tridecemlineatus (thirteen-lined ground squirrel), 4469 nucleotides long. RefSeq names its product NOP2/Sun RNA methyltransferase 3 (gene Nsun3). Gene Ontology annotation, molecular function: RNA methyltransferase activity. Gene Ontology annotation, biological process: rRNA methylation. NCBI's taxonomy places the organism in Eukaryota, Metazoa, Chordata, Mammalia, Rodentia, Sciuridae. Gene Ontology annotation, cellular component: mitochondrial large ribosomal subunit. The record is from RefSeq and is a predicted model, not a curated record.
AUAAUAAUUCUUAUUAAAUAUCAGAAACCACACUAUUUUCUCCCUGAUAAAUUGCUGAUUGUUGCUACAAGAAAAUAAUGAAAGAGUACACCAAUGGAGUAAAUAAACUGCUAUUUCUAUCAGAGUGGGUGUAAUAACACUUUACUUGUAAACUCUAUUCUUGUAAAAAUGAGUGGCGAGUCUUGUAUGGAGGAUCACUUUGGUCCUCAGGCAUUUGAUAUCAGAACAAGAUAACCACAAUGAUCAUGAUAGUGGUACUACUACAGAACAGCACCGAACAAGUGGGCAUUUAUGUCGACUAGUCUCUGUGCUAAGCGCCUUACACGCGUAUUUCAAUUUAAUCUUUUUACAUGUCCUUUUCUAAAAUGGAGAGAUUAUUCGCAUAGGUCAUCCUGGGAAAAAACUAUUUCACGAGUUAACGGAGUCAUCAAAUUUAAUUCAGUAGUUAGCUUCGCCCCUAAGGAUAAAAGUGUUUACAAAACAUAACCCAAUAGUGACAGAGAUUCAGCCUUUAUCGAGCCCACCCACAAAGACGGUUUAGCAGGAUAAACUACUUCCUAAACACCAGUCGCCCAAGGUCUCUCCCACCGCCGGGUCACGCCCCUGGGCGUCAGCGCAGAACUCUUCCCCGCCCCAGCCAACCAAGCGCUGUGCAAUUUCCGGUAUGCCUCUCGCGGGAGCUAACCUUGUUGGCGAGAUUUUGAAAGUGCAGGCGAUAUGUGUAAUAUCGCGAGAAUUUAAACGGGAUCCGUGAGGACAUUAAGGGUUUUGGCUAACCGGAAAUCGGGCUGUUUUUUCAUUUGGCUGGAAGCUUUUUCAUGUGGAGUGUUGCUGACUCUUUUCUGUAAACUCCCUGCAGGAUAAUGCUGACUCGGUUGAGAGGAAAAUCAGAGGGGAAGCUUGCAAAACAGAUUUGCAAAGUUGUGUUGGAUCAUUUUGAAAAACAGUAUUCCAAAGAACUUGAAGAUUCCUGGAAUACAGUGAGGGAUGUACUGAUAUCUCCAUCAUUGUGGCAAUAUGCUGUCCUCCUCAACCGAUUCAAUUAUCCUUUUGAACUGGAAAUGGAUUUAUAUUUGAAGGGCUAUCACCAACUCUUUCAAGGAUCUUUACCCUACUGUCCUAAAUCACUAAAGUGUUACCUCAGCAGAACUACAGACCGUUUGCCUUCAGAAAGACACCAGUUUGGUAACCUGAAAAAAUACUAUCUCCUGAAUGCUGCUUCUCUUCUCCCAGUACUAGCUCUGGAAUUACGGGAUGGGGAGAAGGCUCUAGAUCUAUGUGCUGCUCCUGGAGGCAAAUCAUUAGCACUGCUACAAUGUGCUUGGCCAGGGUAUCUUCAUUGUAAUGAAUACGAUAGACUGAGGUUGAGAUGGCUGAGGCAGACAUUAGAAUCUUUCAUCCCACAACCUUUGAUAAAUGUAAUUAAAGUGUCUGAAUCAGAUGGCAGAGAAAUAGGAGAUGCUCAGCCUGAAACAUUUGACAAGGUGUUGGUUGAUGCUCCAUGUUCAAAUGAUCGAAGUUGGUUAUUCUCUUCUGAUCCUCAAAAGGCAACCUGUAGGAUACAUCAAAGAAGGAAUUUGCCUGUUCUACAGAUGGAACUCUUAAGGUCUGCAAUUAAAGCCUUACGUCCUGGAGGGGUACUUGUGUACUCGACAUGCACACUUUCCAAGGCAGAAAAUCAAGAUGUGAUCAAUGAAACUUUAAAUUCCUACAGUAACGUCAUGCCUGUGGACAUUAGGGAAAUAGCAAGGACUUGCUCCCAAGACUUCACAUUUGCUCCGACUGGCCAGGAAUGUGGACUUUUGGUGAUCCCAGAUAAAGGCAAAGCCUGGGGCCCAAUGUAUGUAGCCAAAUUAAAAAAAUCAUGGAGUACAGGAAAACGGUGACAUGAAUUUUGUAAACAAUUUUGAUGUAUAAUUAUGUUUAUGUUUCCACGCUCUCCACAUGCAAAUAUUUAAAUGAUGAUAUAACUAUUUUCCUUUGGUCUGUUUGGAAUCCUAUUUAUUUAAUAUUUUAGCAUUUAGAAUCUAGCCUUGAGAAUUUUUCAGGUGUAUUUUCUUUUCCUAGAAAUAUAUCUGUAGGAACAAUUUAAGGUGAUGAAGAUGAUGUUUAGUCUCUAUAAUAAAUCUGCUGUCUUCUACUUGGCAUUUUAUAAUUAAAUUAGAAUACAUGGUUUUAUGCAUAAAAUGAUUAGAACUACAUUCUACCCAUGAUUUUGGUGCUUUGGACCUUUAAAACUGCAUAUUUGGGGCUGGGAAUGUGGCUCAGGCGGUAGCGUGCUCCUCUGGCAUGCAUGCGGCCCGGGUUCGAUCCUCAGCACCACAUACCAACAAAGAUGUUGUGUCCGCCGAGAACUAAAAAAUAAAAUAUUAAAAAUUCUCUCUCUCUCUCUCUCUCUCCUCUCUCACUCUCUCUUAAAAAAAAUGCAUAUUUGCCAGCACUCUUACUGUUUCCUCCUUAUGAAAUGUACAGAUUCUUUUUUUCUCAGAACUGAUUGGUAUUCUGAGACUAACUUCUUAAGCAGUACAAUUUCGAGUUCUGAAAAAAUAGGUUUCUUAUUUGCAAAGUUGUUUUCUGUUAAGGACUAUCUUCUGUUUACUACAAAGGUCAGUGACUCAAUUGACACCAGCUUUAGCCCUCCCUUCCUUUUUUUUUUUUUUUGUAUUCACAAAUACAAAUUGAAAGGGUAAAUUAUGUUGAAAGGCCUUUAGGACAGCAGAUUCACAUGCACACGUUUGACUUUUCGACAUUCAGCUUCUAGAAUAAUGGAGUCUAUCCAGCAGGCUAUAAAGCAAGUACUUGAAACAAAACCAGGAUGAUUAAUAACUGCAAUAACUGAACUAUAUUUGGAGAGUUUUGUUACAUAAUUGCAGUCAUAAUGAGCACUACAGAAUCUGAUUAUCUUACAGUUCCAAUCUGGAGGGGCUUUUUAUUUCACUCUGUUAUAAAAUGUUAUAGGAGAAAAUGAUGUCACAUAUUAAUGCACGAGAGGGAGAUGCCUAAUGAGAGUGGAUUGUACUAUUACCAAAACCCAAUAUCAUUUACUAAGUGGCUCUCUCUGUUUACAUAUAUCCUGGGAAUAUUGUGUAUGUUUCUUUUUGUGUAUUUAAGGUUUUAACUUCAAUUUUUGCAUCAUGUGUUUUCUCCAAAAAUUACUUCAAUGAGUCCAAACAUAUUUUACCAAUUAUUAAGAAAAAUUAUGAAGCAUACUUCUUUUUUUUUAACAGAGAGAGAGAGAGAAUUUUUUUUAAUAUUUAUUUUUUAGUUUUCAACUGACACAACAUCUUUGUAUGGGGUGCUGAGGAUUGAACCUGGGCCGCACACAUGCCAGGUGAGCGCGCUACUGCUUGAGCCACAUCCCCAGCCAAAUGAAGCAUACUUCUAAAGAUAUCUGUCUGGAAAUUAGGUUUUUUUAAAAAAAAAAAAAAGAAAAAACUUUGUGAUUGUAGAAAUAUGAAAUUCUGCUGAAGCGGAAUACUCUUGCAUUGUUCAUUGUAUUCUGUAUAUUUAAACUAGAGACUAUCUGCUCACUACCUACUUUUUAUUUGGAAGCAUAUGUAGGCAGAUUUAAAGAACUGGGAAUUCCUAUGAAGACUUUUUCUGUAUCUUCAUUUUAUUAACACCUUUUAAAAAAUCUAACCAAUAUGUUUAUAAAAUAAAACUAGGUCUCUGAGACCCAAUUAAGUACAUUGAAUCAGUACCAAAGACUAAUGAUAAUGGAAAAGUUUUUGUGCUUCUUUUGUUUUGUAUUAUUUUGUUUGUGCCUUUUUUUUUUUUUUUUUCCUAUUUUAAAUCCUGUCUUAAGAUCCUAUAGAUUUCGGCACUGGGGUUGUAGCUCAGCAGUAGAGCACUGCCUAGCAUAUAUUAGGCCUUGGGUUUGAUCCUCAGCACCACAGAAAAAUAAAUAAAUAAAAGUAUUGUGUCCAACUACACCUAAAAAAUUUUAAAUACAAAAAAAAUGAUCUUAUGGGUUUAAAAAGUGCAUUUCUUUUGUAUAGUUUAAUUACAAAGUAAAUUUUCACAGUAUACUUUGUUGAAUAUCGUUAUUUUUCUAGAAUAAUGCUAUGAAAGUUAAUUUGAAUAUUUUAUGUAACAUUGGAUUAGACUCUCCCAUGAUUACUUUAAAAUGCAUCUGUAUAUUUAUACACUACAUAAAUAUAUUGCUUUAUUUAUAAUAAUUAUAAUGAAGCAGCAUUUAUUAAGCAUUGGUUGAUUAAAUUCUUUAUAUAUAUUGUCUUUUUUGGUCUUCAAAACUCCAAUAGUGAGUAUUUUGUCCCCACUUUUGUAAAUGAGAAAACUAAAGCUCAGUGCUGUUUGUAUUUUGCCAAAGUUAUGCUGGUAAGAAAAGAGUAGAACCAAGGCUGGGUGUGGUGCAAGUUUGGGAGGCUGAGGCAAUAGGAACAUGAGUUCAAAACCAGACUCAUGAAUUCAGCGAGACCCUGUCUCAAAAUAAAAUAUAAAAAAUGGUU